ACGAGGACAUUCAGCCGCACAUCUUCAAAGACUUCUGAGAUCCUGGGCACCGGGAUUAAACGCUAAUCUACGGAGAUAUUUCUCAAGCGGCGACAGCGGCAUGGUGCCCACGCCCCAGGUGUGCGUAUCAACCCUGGUCACGGUGAGCACGAUGGCAGUGGUGGACCUCUACCUGCUGGAGCAGAGCAUGCUGGGAGCUCGUGGGCUUCCAGGACCUGGUGUGUGGCAGUGUGCGGCUGUGUUGCUAGGAGACGUGGGCUUCCUGCUCGCGUUGCGCUUUGUGUCGGCUGGAGUGGUGUCUGAGGCGCGGUCUCCUCGUCGGGGUUUUGCCAACGCCCUGUGGUUCCUGUUCCUGUCGCUGCUGCAGCUCAAACUCUUCUUCGUCUGUCACAACUACAGGCAGGAGCGCCGCCCGCCUGACCCGCUUGCCAGGAAGACGCUGACUCUGCUGCUAUCCAUCUGCCUGCCCUCCCUGUUCCUCAUCCUCACGGGGGCGGAUCACAUGACUCCGCAGCGUAGGAAGCAGGAGGUGCGGAGUCGACUCUUGUGGGUGGUGGUUGACCUGCUGGAUGUGCUGGACCUGCAGGCGGGGUUGUGGGAGGCACAAGGAGGGGGCGCAGUAGGAGCUGGAGGGGUCGUUGAGCAGAGGCUGCCUAUCUGGGCGGAGGGUCUGGUCUUCUUCUACUGCUAUGCCCUCCUGCUGCUGCUACCGUGUGUGGCCCUCACAGAGCUGGGGGCCACCGGCUUGCCAGGACAGAGAGGGCCCCGGAAGGAGGCUUUGUAUCCUUGGCUUAGCCUGGUCACCAUCAACAUCUUCACCUUGGCCCUAAGGGGCACAGGCAUGCUGUGGUAUAGGGACCCACGGGUGUCCACGGUGUUCCUGGGGAAAAACCUGUUGGCUCUGGCUGUGAAGCUGAGCUCAGCCUGGGAAAGACAUCGACAGGACCGCGGUGCCGCUGGGGCUGGUGCCGUGACUGGAUCAGAACCAGGAGACACGACUCUGCCAAGCCAGAGCUCGGGGCAGGGAGAGGACCAAGCCCAGGGGAAAGCUCCCCCUGCUCAUUAUCACACACUGUCUCGUACACAGAGCCACACUCUCUCCCACGUCAGCUUGGAGCCCACAGAGACGCCCCUAGGACCCUCUUUCAUCUCCCAUGAACUCUAGAGAGUCACUCUGAAUGAGUAUGCAUGCACAAAAAGAUGGGCGCCUACACCCUGAAAACUCAGAGCAGCAGGCUGGUAUCACAAGCGAACAGAUAACUGUGCUGAAUUUCAGUACAGCAGUGAUGGUACAACGCAGAGCUGUGGAAAUGCAUUUGGCAAGCUUUCUGCACAUUUUGUUGUGCUAAGAAGAACUCAAAAUACAUUACUGUGAAUUGUGGGAGUGUAUUUUUUCGGAUUGAACACUGUGAACACAUCUAUCAGACUGUAAAGAACACUACAGACAUGUAUUUUGAAAUCUAGUGGCGUUUCUUCUCUUCUUUGAUUGGUGCACAUUUGUUUGUUUUGUUGCAUUCAGACGCCUCAAGGUUGAUGUUUUCUUCAUAUGUGCAGCACCUGUUUGCAGGCCAGGUGCUGUCAUCUGUGGUUAACUUAUUUUCUGAUUCUGAAUUCAGUUCAUGUGGUUGGUGGGAGAAAUGAGACCAACACUCUGUUACCAUCAGAUGCCAAAGCACAGAUUCUGACCUUUGGCGUUCAUGUUCUCAGUGUAAGUUCCCGACUUUGACAGAGAGAAGUUUUAAUGCAGAGGAGAGUUGAUUUAUUUUUCCCUUUAGAACCACAGAGUCGGGAUUCAGAAGCCAUCUACAGUACCAGUAAAACUCUCCCUCUACACAGGGCUCCCGUGUUUUAAUGUGGGGUCUUACCCAGUGGAUCUGGAGUUUUUUGGCUUGUGGCCCUUUGAAUCAAAGUCUCCUCACGACCCCAAGUGACGUUCAGUUCUUAGAUCUUUCUUAUUUGAAAGAGGCAGAGAGAAAAGGUUUGAGAGGCCUGCAGACGUAGAGCUAACCACUUUUACACACUGGAAAGGUAAAGCUUAGAGAGGAGUUGGAAUAAAUAAUAAUAAUAAUAAAUAAACACAAUAUGUGUGGUGUAUAUUUAGAAUAUGUUUUCUCUUCACAUCCUUUCUGCUUCGUUUUGCCAAACUAGAUUUAUCAAGGAUGAUGCCUACGCCACAGGUGGUGCCAGCUUUUCAUCGGGACUAAAAUGAAAACUGGCUGAUAUCACUUAUUACUUGUCUGGCAGGAAAUAUUAAUCAGUGGGAUCACUCAAAACUGUGAAACCUGCAGACUCACAGGCCUCAUGAUCAGUCACUCCGGCUGCAGCGUUUCCGGUAGUGAAUCCUUCUACGGCAUUUAAAUGUAGAACUUGAGAUUAGUGAGAUAAUUUUAUAAAUAAAUAUUGUACUUUCAUAAAUAAUUCACUUUUGCUGGAUUAAAAACAUUCAGAAGUGAUUUUAGCAUGACAAAAUGUGAAUAGCGUACAGAGCCGAAUUCACAUGAAAGACAGCGUUUUCAGACAUUAAAUCUCUCAGUGGUUGGGCUUUGAGAUGGGCAGCAAACAUUUUGCAUCAUCUUAAUCCUAUUCUACAAACUACAGUACAGGUUUACUGCAGUACACUGUUUACAAAGACAGACUACCAAUGUAAGUAAUCCCUUUACACUUUCAGAGCACAUUCAAAAUUCAUGUUUUUCUGUCGUCUUGUCUCAAAGUGUCCGUUUUCAAAAAGAAGAAGAAGAAAAAAACACGUUGUGCUGCCUGUCCAACCCGUAAAUCCCCUUUUUCAUUUUAGAUGAAAGUGUUAACUUUCGCAUUUUGUUGAAUUAUUGAUGCAGCCUUUCAUUCAAUGAUGAGUUCAAAUGUGAGUGUUGUAGUAUUUGGGCAUCGUGGGGUUUUUGUGUGUGAGAAGAAGGUGUAGAGGACAUACAUUACAGUACAAGUGCCUUGUUUCCUCAUGGAGCGACCAGCCUCUGAGCAUAAUGUGACCAUGUGGAACUUGGACAUACGCCAUGUGUAUACUGUGAAGUUAUUCUCCAGCUGUUGUCAGCUACACCUCCAGGACAGAGAGCAGACUAAUAAAGUGUUUCAUACUC
Notolabrus celidotus (New Zealand spotty) is the source of this 3092-nucleotide messenger RNA. RefSeq names its product transmembrane protein 265 (gene tmem265). The transcript is spliced from 2 exons. Bases 101 to 1165 code for a protein of 354 amino acids. Lineage: Eukaryota; Metazoa; Chordata; Actinopteri; Labriformes; Labridae. The record is from RefSeq and is a predicted model, not a curated record.